AUGGCCCCUGGGAAGACCAACACCGUUCCCGACCCUACAAAGGUCAACCCACUUAGCCCUGAUGCCCGCCGACAGUACAUGCAUGCUUGCUUUCGAAUGCUCCCCAUUUCCAGCGACUUGCGACAGCAGGCUCGCACCAAGGCUAUAGAACUUCAGAGCAAGCAUCUGGCUGAGAAGGGGCUUCGUGAUGUCAACGUGGUGUAUUUCGAGUACCACGUUGAUGCCACCAUUUGGAGACUCAUCUUCAAUCGCCUGAGCAUGAUCAAGAACAACCCCUGGCCGUGGACUGUCUCGCUUGACGAAAAUGACUUGUCGCAGGGCACCUCCUCUGUCUUCAGGGAGUGGCGCCAGUCUCACGGCCCUAGUGGAGAGACUCAAGAGGGCAGCAGUACUCCCCGAUCCAAGGCCCCUCGCUCCCAGCACCAAGCUCCCGUCCCUCAAACCCUUGCUGAGGCUGAGCAAAUGGCCCGUGAAGCACGCGAAAGAGCCAACGAACUCGAGCUUGAGGCCUUCCGUCUUGAACGCAUCGCUAGACAGUGGCCUGCUGACGAUAAGGCAUCGCGCUUUGGAGGACUCGCAAACCCCCAAGCCCACCACCCCCGUUACAGCGGAUUGCAGCCCCUCGACGGCAGAGAGUUCAUGAGCCUUGAAGAGGCAGGCAGAGCUGCUACGGAACUCAAGAAGGAAAGUGACGCCAAAUCCUUGGAAAUCAAGGAUAUUUCAAUGAAAGUCACGUCCACCAGCCGAGCCAUGAAAAGGAGCCUCACUGGUGGUGAAGAGCGGGACGCAGAGAACUUGUCCAAUGAGGACACGUCGAUGAGUGUCUCGUCCUCGUCUAAGCGUCCUCGCCCGGAAAAUACUGCGGCGGUUGACCCUCCCUCUGAGGUUGGGGAUUCUCAGGAUGAACCGUCGGCGCACCCAUAA
This is a messenger RNA of Fusarium odoratissimum NRRL 54006, 924 nucleotides long. RefSeq lists its product as uncharacterized. Bases 1 to 924 code for a protein of 307 amino acids. NCBI's taxonomy places the organism in Eukaryota, Fungi, Ascomycota, Sordariomycetes, Hypocreales, Nectriaceae. The record is from RefSeq and is a predicted model, not a curated record. The transcript has 2 exons.